Molecule: messenger RNA, 819 nt
Organism: Triticum turgidum subsp. durum (durum wheat)
Lineage: Eukaryota; Viridiplantae; Streptophyta; Magnoliopsida; Poales; Poaceae
Source: the annotation of a GenBank genome assembly
AUGAUAAAUGAUCAAUUAAAGUCUGAUGGUUAUCCCUUACCAGUUUAUGCUGAUGGAGGCAUGCGUUUGGAAGCUAAUUUUGAAGAGAAAUUUGGCACAGAUAUCUUGAGUGAACCUGCUAGAAGAAUUACUUUAAAGAUGUCUCGGAGUGUUGUUGCACUCGCUUCAUUCAAUGUCAAUAGAAGGCAUUUUGCUUGCACAGGUGUAUGUAUAGAAUUUGAUGGAUCGACAUCCACCACAAGAGUUCUGACUUCAGCAAGCUUGGUUAGAACUUCUGGUGAUGAAAACGAGAUUGUUGAUAACCUAGAGAUUAAAGUGUGUCUUCCAAGUGAGCUGUGCAUUAUAGGGAAAUUAGAAAAAUAUGAUUUCUGCUAUAAUGUUGCUGUUAUCAGCAUCCCCAUGUUUCGCAGUAAUCGACCAGCAAUAUUGGUUGAUGCACCUCAACCUGAGGUAUUAGCUCUUGGCCGUGUCUUUAAAUCAGGCAAGAUUAUGGCUGCAGAGGGGUCAGUGACUGGCGAACGAUGUAAAUUUGGUUGCAAAGAGCUUAAGAUCUCCACCUGUAAAAUCACCAAGGCUGGAAUUGGAGGGCCCAUUGUUGAUUUUAAGGGGAAUGUUGUUGGCAUGAACUUCUAUGACACGGAAGGAACUCCUUACCUGCCAAGUAAGAUAAUUAUGAAAGUAUUGAGGAGUUUCGAUGCAGAGCGGCCUGUUGCUGCUGGUAUUACAAAGAAGCCUAUUUCUCGUUGGCCGUUGCCGAAGCCAUAUUGGUAUUACCCGAGUGGACAUCGUCACCGUACAGUCGUAAGAUUGAACCAAUGA